AUGGCAACUCAUAAACGAAGUUACGAUGCAGAGAAAAACUCACUGGCGGCAUCACUGAGCCGCCUGACGCUCCUGCGUUCGCUGAAACGCGUCCUCGAGGUUGGCGAUUUAUUACCGGUGUUCCCUCAGUUUUUAUCGCCGCUGUUCCCGCUGAAGUUACCGAGUCGGGCCAGCAGCCCCGCGCGCGCGCAGCCCGCCCUCAGGGCGGCGGGGAGCGGCGCGCUCCGCCCGCCAGGGGGCCUCCCGCGGCGGCCCCGCGCAUGCGCGCAGCACAAGGGCGGGUCGCCCCCCUCGGUGAGCGGGUCGGUUGCCGCGCUGGCGGCGGAAGAGGCGGUGGAGCAGGCGGGCGGCCCCGGGCGCGCCCGGGUGGGGCUGUGCGUGCUGUGCGGGCUACCGGCGGCCGGCAAGUCCACCCUGGCCCGCGCCUUGCACCGCCGCUUGCCGCAGCGCGCGGGCUGGGCCUGCGCCCUGCUCUGCUACGACGAGCUCAUCCCGCCGGAGGAGGCGGGGGCGGAGCCGCCGGGGUCGCCGUCCCCAUUGCUGCCCCGCUGGAAGGGGAGCCGCCGCGAUGUGCUGCAGUCCCUGGAGCGGCUCCUGCGGGCGCUGCUCGGCGAGGGGCCGCUGCCGGCCGCCCCCCCGCCGGCCUGGGGCCGCCUCCUGCGCUGCUGCCGGCGGCAGGGGCUGCUCCCCCCGGCGGGGGGCCGCGCUGGAGCUGGCCGGGACCGGACACCCGCGGCAACGCCUGGGCCGCUCUACCUCGUCUUGGAUGACAAUUUUUAUUACCGGAGCAUGAGAUACGAGGUGUACCAGCUGGCGCGCAAAUAUUCCCUGAGCUUCUGCCAGUUAUUUUUAGAGUGUCCACUUGAAUGCUGCUUGCAGAGAAACCGUCUAAGAAGUCACCCGUUACCUGACCAGACAAUAUAUUUAAUGGCAAGAAAAAUAGAAAUGCCAGAUCUCAAAAAAAAUGCUUGGGAACAGAACAGCCUCAUUCUGAACAGUUCUGAUUGCACUUUGGAGGAUAAUGAGCAGAUAAUUAGUUUGCUGGCCACUGCUUUGGAAAAUCCAGUGAAGCAAAUCGAGGAAAACACUGAGCAAAAGGAAGCGGAUCGAGCGAUCUGUGCAGCUAGCACUCUCCAUCAGGCUGACCAGACAUGCAGACGCAUCAUCUCUCAGGCAAUGAAGGAUGCAAAAGAUAAAAACAUACCCCCAAGUGAGCUGAAGAGCCUGGCAGAAGAACUCAACAAACUCAAAACAGAAUUUUUGGAAGAUUUGCGGCAAGGAAAUAAUUUGAAAAAACAAAUUUGCGUACAAAAUUCUGACCCUGCUACAAGUGUAGUUUCUUCAUUCCAACAUGAGGCAACCAGUGUAGUUAAUAAAUACAUUUUAAAAUAAUGACA
Tyto alba (common barn owl) is the source of this 1397-nucleotide messenger RNA. It is a transcript of the gene PSTK, whose product is annotated as phosphoseryl-tRNA kinase. The transcript has 7 exons. Bases 1 to 1392 code for a protein of 463 amino acids. Lineage: Eukaryota; Metazoa; Chordata; Aves; Strigiformes; Tytonidae. Gene Ontology annotation, molecular function: tRNA binding; kinase activity. The record is from RefSeq and is a predicted model, not a curated record.